AUGCCAACAACUCAGAUGUGGCAAGAAGUGGCCAAAGGUUUUGAGCAGAAGUGGAACUUCCCCCACUGUUUUGGCGAAGUGGAUGGGAAGCAUCUCCAGAUUCAGGCAUUACCACAUUCUGGCAGCAUGUACUACAGCUACAAGAGUACAUACUCUAUUGUACUGAUGCCUUUCGUUGAGAACGACCUAAGGUUUGUGUCCGUGGACGUUGGAGCCUAUGGACGACAAAGUGAUGUCGGUACACUCCAUGCCUCGCGGUUUGGGAAGUGCCUCGAAGAAGGUCCGUCUCAGCCUGCCCUCUCGAUAGCAUCUCCCAAACACGUCGACUGUGGCGCCACAUGUAUUCAGCGGGAACGAGGCGUUUACACUCCGCCCGGACUUUCUGCGGCAAUACCGGGGAAAAACCAAGACGAAGAGAAAAUAAUCUUCAAUUACCGUCUGAGCCGAGCAAGGUUCCGAAUUUUCCUCCGCACUAUCAACGUGCAGCCAGAAAGUGCAGACUAUGUUGUAAUAACGACCUGCGUCCUCCACAACUUCCUCAGGGAGGACUCAAUCUACAUGUCACAAAGCUGCGUAGAUAGCGAAAAUGCCUACGGCACUGUCAAGGAGGGCCAGUGGCGCGAGAUCCUUAAGGAUGAGGGCUCGGCCAUGUUUGUCCUGAAGCCCCCUGUUGGCCACAAC
Messenger RNA from Ixodes scapularis (black-legged tick), 681 nucleotides. RefSeq lists its product as uncharacterized. The record is from RefSeq and is a predicted model, not a curated record. The annotation marks the transcript as partial. The transcript has 3 exons. Lineage: Eukaryota; Metazoa; Arthropoda; Arachnida; Ixodida; Ixodidae.